GCCCGGAUUCCCCAAUUCCUCCAUCGGUUAAUAUCCUGCCUCAACCUCACUGCCAUCUUGUUUUCGAUUGAGAUACCCCUUCCCCUUUCUUAGUCCCAACCUCGACAUCUACCUUGAUAUCACCUCACCCCUUCAAUCCACCCGACGUCAAGAUGGCCUCCUACAGAAUUGCCGCUCCCGAUGAGUACCUUGCCAUCACUGGCAUGGGAAUCAAGAAUGUCAAAAUCACAAAGGCAGCAUGGGUCUGGCCCUUCCAACGAUGCGUGCGCUUCAGCGUGCAGCCGCACGACUACGCCAUGAACCUCCAGGCCAUGACCAAGGAGAAGCUGCAGUUCCUGCUCCCCGUCGUCUUCACCAUCGGCCCGGACGUCAACCAGCGCGGCGCCAACACGCGGCGCUUCGGCUCGUCCGUCGGCGCCGGCGGCGAAGAGGAGCCCGGGGACGAUUACCGCAGCGAGGACCAGGGGGAUGCUCUGAUGAAGUACGCCAUGCUGCUGGCCGAUUCGGGCAACACCGGCAAGGAUGCCAACGGCCACCAGUUCGUCGAGAACAUCAUCAAGGGCAUCAUCGAGGGCGAGACCCGCGUCCUGGUCUCCAGCAUGACCAUGGAGGAGAUCUUUACCGAGCGCGAGGUCUUUAAGCGCCGCAUCUUCCGCAACAUCCAGACCGAGCUCGACCAGUUCGGUUGCAAGAUUUAUAACGCGAACGUCAAAGAGCUCAAGGAUGCGCCCAACUCGGUCUAUUUCGAGUCCCUCAGCCGCAAGGCCCACGAGGGCGCGACGAACCAGGCGAGGAUCGACGUGGCCGAGGCCCAGCUGCGCGGCAACGUCGGCGAGGCCAAGCGCAAGGGCGAGCAGGAGCGCGAGAUCGCAAAGAUCCACGCGGAGACGGCGGUGCAGAAGACGGAGCGCGACAUCGAGCGGGCGUCGGCCGAGGCCGUCCUGGCGACGCGCAAGACGGAGCUCAACCGGGACGUCGAGAUCGCGCGGAUCGCGGCCACGCGCAAGACGGAGGCCCAGGACGAGGAGCUCAAGCGCGAGGUGCAGAUCAAGCGCGCGGCCGCCGAGAUGGAGCGCCUGCGCGCCACCGAGGUCGUCAAGGCCACCAUCGAGCGCGAGUCGCAGCAGCAGGCGGCCGACGCGAAGGCGUACCAGAUCGAGGCCGAGGCGCGCGCCAACUACGAGAAGCAGAAGCAGGACGCCGAGGCGGCCGCCUACAAGACCAAGCAGGAGGCCGAGGCCUGGAGCGCCGCCGCCAUCCAGAAGGCCGAGGCCGACCUGCAGCGCCGCCUCAAGGAGGCCGAGGGUCUCGCCGCCAUGGCCGACGCCUACGCCCGCCUGGGCCAGGCCCUUGGCGGGCCCGCCGGCCUGCUGCAGUACAUGAUGAUCGAGAAGGGCACCUACGUCGAGCUGGCCAAGGCCAACGCCGAGGCCAUCCGCGGCCUGCAGCCCAAGAUCAGCGUCUGGAACACGGGCGCCGAGCCCGCUGCUGCCGACGCCGCCCACCACCCACCCACGACGAGCAGCAUCGCCACCAUGCGAAACAUCUACCAGAUGCUGCCCCCCCUCAUGACCACCAUCAACGAGCAGACGGGCAUAACCCUGCCCGAGUGGCAGUUUGGCCGCCUGGCCGGGCAGAUGUCGCAGCUCGAGCGCAGCGAGAACCAGCCCAACGGCAAGAAAUGAGAGAAGCAGCCCUUUCUCUCUCUCUCUCUCUCUCAGAAUUACGGGAUCGCACGGAGUGAAAGGAGGGGAGAAAGAGAGAGGAUGGGGAGAGAGAGGAGAUUGAGGAUGACGUUUGGAGUCGAGUGAGCGUGGGCACACUUCCCGCUCAGCCAAGCCGUGUCCUCUCCUAGGCCGACAGCCUGUAUUUUUUUUUUUUUUUUUUGCUUGUUGUUUUCCUUGGUUUGUGCUCUGAUUACCGGCAGACGGCGUUCUGGUUGGCAACACACACAUACCCCGAGGCAGUUUGGUCUUCGCCUUUUUUUUUUCCUUUCCUUUGUCUACUUGCUCCAAUAUACCCAACCUAUACCUAGUCAGAUACCUAGCAGUUUCCUUAAUGAAUCAAUGCUCUUAGCCACAGAACAGUCGAUCUUGACGAAAAAUGUGCAAACACUACUAGGGUGUUGUCUUUCAAGGUAACAAGGUACCAAGAUCCAAGGUCAACCGGAGUAUAAUAAUUAUGACUUCAGUACGAUGUGUUAGCGGCUAAAAUGGAAUGGUUGAAGCGUGUUCCCA
This is a messenger RNA of Thermothelomyces thermophilus ATCC 42464, 2237 nucleotides long. RefSeq lists its product as uncharacterized. The transcript has 4 exons. The record is from RefSeq and is a predicted model, not a curated record. The coding region runs from base 153 to 1685 and encodes 510 amino acids. Gene Ontology annotation, cellular component: plasma membrane. NCBI's taxonomy places the organism in Eukaryota, Fungi, Ascomycota, Sordariomycetes, Sordariales, Chaetomiaceae. Gene Ontology annotation, biological process: protein localization to plasma membrane.